This is a messenger RNA of Histoplasma mississippiense, 906 nucleotides long. RefSeq lists its product as hypothetical. The coding region runs from base 1 to 906 and encodes 301 amino acids. The transcript has a single exon. The record is from RefSeq and is a predicted model, not a curated record. Gene Ontology annotation, molecular function: 3'-5'-RNA exonuclease activity. Lineage: Eukaryota; Fungi; Ascomycota; Eurotiomycetes; Onygenales; Ajellomycetaceae.
AUGAAAGUUGACCGCCCAUUGCCCAUUCGCAUCCUCACUCAUAAUAUCCGCUAUGCCACGUCGGCACCUUUCAGAGGGGAGAAACCCUGGAAAGACCGAAAGCAACGCCUACUAAAUGAGCUCCAUUAUCAUUCCUGUCAUAAUCCGGAGACAUUCAUCUGCUUGCAGGAGGUGCUUCACGUCCAAUUGAAUGACAUCCUCUCAGGUCUCAAUCCCAGCACCAGCACCAGCACAGGUGCGACUACUGAAUGGGCAUAUAUCGGUGUUGGACGGGACGACGGCAAGCAGGCAGGGGAAUACUCCCCGAUCUUCUACCGCCCCGCCGUCUGGGAGCUCGAAGAGUCCAAGACGGUCUGGCUCUCGGAAACCCCUUCAGUCCCAUCCAGGGGCUGGGACGCCUCCUCCAUCCGCAUUGUCACAAUUGGCGUUUUCAAGCAUCUCGUGAGCCGGAAGCGGGUGCUGGGCAUGAGCACGCAUCUUGACGACCAAGGGUCCAAGUCCAGAUAUGAAGCGGCAAAGUUGAUCCUCACAAUGGCCAACCUGUAUCUCACCAAAAACAGGCUGGCCAGCAGAAAUAUCAAUGGUAUUUUCCUGGCGGGGGAUUUCAACAGCGAGGAGGAUCAGGAAGCCUAUCGCGUGCUCACUGCGGUUGAUUCGCAGUUUGUGGAUGCCCAGAAGCAGGUUGAUACUGCACUAAGGUAUGGAAGUGAAAAUACCUAUACCGGCUUUGGCUACGAGGACGAGGGUCCGAAGAGAAUCGAUUACGUUCUAUUCGGGCCCAAACGCGGUGCGAAUCCGGCAUGGUCUUGGUCUAUCGAAGGGUAUGCUGUGGUGCCUAACAAAUUUGAUGAUGGCGUGCUCAACUCAGAUCACCGGGCAGUGGUUGCGGAUGCUGAGCUAUUCUGA